This is a messenger RNA of Petromyzon marinus (sea lamprey), 6677 nucleotides long. The record is from RefSeq and is a predicted model, not a curated record. NCBI's taxonomy places the organism in Eukaryota, Metazoa, Chordata, Hyperoartia, Petromyzontiformes, Petromyzontidae.
GUGGUGGUGAGAGAGAGGGGGGGGGGGGUCCCGUGGCGAUUCCCCCGCGGGAUGUUACUGCCAUGAGUCGCUGAAAACCCGCGUAAUGGGCAACGGCAGUGAAACCACACUCCGCGACAUUUUGAACAUCGCGUGCUUGUUGCUGCUGCUGUAGAAGUUAUCCGGCCACACGAAAGAAGUUACCGCCUAGCUGACCCUCGCCAUGUCUGGGAAACGGAAGACUGAAGGGGCCGAUGUCGGUUCGACGAGGAGACGUCGAACCAUCAUCACUAUGGAGAUGAAGAUGGACAUCAUCAGGCGAUCCGAGAAAGGCGAAACUUCUGCGGCCAUAGGACGUGCACUAGGCCUCAACCGGUCGACGAUCGGGACGAUCAUAAAAGAUAAAGAGCGAAUCGUGGAGCACGUGAAGAUCGCGGCGCCUGUGAAGUCGAUCAUCAUUACAAAGCAAAGUGGCGUGCUCAGCGAAAUGGAAAAACGUUUGCUGAUGUGGAUCGAGGACCGGAAUCGGCGGUGUGCGCCCGUAAGCCUCUUGCAGAUCCAGAAGAAAGCGAAAAGCCUCUACGAGCAUUUGAAGCCGAAGGUUGGCGAAGGCGAGGGUGCGAGCAAAAGUGACAAGUUCGUCGCGAGUCGCGGAUGGUUUCACAGGUUUAAGGCGAGGGCGAAUUUGCGCCACGUUAAAUUGAGUGCGGCGAGUGGUCGUGUUGAAGCUGCAGCAGCAGGGACCACAGCUGCAGCAGCUGCAGCAGCAGCUCGUGAAUGCCCAGAAGGUUGGGCCGAUACGAUGAGCGAGGAGGAGGGCUUCAGUGCCCAGCAGGCGUUGAACGUGGACGAGACGGGAAGUUUCUGUAAGAAGACGCCUGGUCGCACCUACAUCGCCAAAGAGGAGGACGACGAGACGACUGCCCCACGCCUUGUAGCUGCUGCGGACGAUCCCGGCGCGGCUGGGGACACCGCGGACACGGCCGCUGACGAAGUGGCGGAGUUGGGAAAGCAACUUAAGCCGGAGCUUGAGGCUGACGAUGCUCAGCAGUUGCUCGGCAGCCAUUCGCAAGAGCUAACCAACGUGAAUGUCGUGGAACUUGAGGCGCAGACGCUUGCGGGCGAAGCCGAGGUCGCUGACGUUACGGAACCAAAGAGAUUCAAAACCAAACAAUUGGCGGAAGCUUUCGGGCACUUUGAAGUUGGCUUGGCUCUGCUUGAGGCGCAAGACCCCGACGCGUCUCGGUUCGCCAACGUCGCCAGAGUUGUGUGCGGUGGACUGAGUUGCUACAAAAAGAUUUAUGAAGAAGAAGAAAAGAAGGUUGAAAGGGAGCCAGAGCCGACAACAUCAACAUCGUCAGCAAUAACUCCAGAAAAGUCUCCCGAAGGGUGUCCUGCAUCGUCCUCGCCUGCAUCGCAGUCUCUUUACAAUUAGGCAUCUAUCCCUACACAAGCAAGCCAGCAUGAGUGUACUCAAGGUUCAAUAGGCGCUGUGAGGAGGUGUUGUACGGAGAGCUUCUAUUCAGGCCCACGAGCACCAUGGCAACAGGUGCACUCAGUGACUGGUACCCCUUUUCCACUGGCACAUCCGAGCCGUACAAGCACAGGGCCAACAUGGCUCGUGUGGUUUUCCAGAGGUAUUUUACCAAGCCAAAACCGAGCCAUGCAGCACUGGGCUCACAAAACAUUGUCGUAGCCUGGAACUAAUCGAGAGCUCUUUGAGAUUCAGUAUUUGUUAUUAAACUGAGAGCCAGAUGAGAUUGCUUUGUCCUGUUCUUUAAGCAUAGGACACCACUCAGAUUGACUACAGCAUUUAAUUAGGUUAUCAAUGUACAGGCAGUCCCCGAUCUUGCGAACGUAAACUCGCACUUGUGAACUGAACCGCGGAACUAUUUGGUUCGGCGCAGCGAUCCUCCGCGCGAUGAGUCUCAGCAUCCCGCAUAAUGCGCAAUGGGAGUGAACCGGUCGGCGACAUUUUGCGUCCAUAACAUCGCAUGCUGUUUAUGCUUCUGUGCAUAAGUUUAGAUAUCAUUACCGACCCUCACCACAUCUGAGAAACUGAAGGAACUGAUGUUGGUGGGUUGAGGAAACACCGCACCAUUACUAAGAAGGUGGACAUAAUCAAGCAGUUCAAGAAAAGUGAAACGCCUACGACCAUGGGGAUUAGGCCUUAACCCAUCCACAAUAGGAAAAAUAAGACAUCGAAUUGUCGAGCAUGUGAAGAGCUCGGUGCCUCUGAAGUCCACCAUAAUUACAAAGCAAAAGGAGUGCUGUGAUCAGCAAAAUGAAAAAACUGUUGCUUACAUGGAUUGAGGACCAGAAUCGGCAUCAUGUGCCAGUGAGCCUUAUGCUGAUCCAGGUAAAAGCAAAACGUUUGUACCAACAUUUAAAAGCUAAGCUAGGUGAAGGUGAAAGUGGAGAGUUUGUUACAAUAGAUUUAAAGCAAGGGCAAAUUUGCGAAACGUUAAAUUGAGUGGGGGAAGCUACUAGUGCUGAUGUUGAAGCAGGUCUUGAAUUUCCUAAUCGUUUGGCCGAUGUAAUUAUUGAGGAGGGGGGGUUCAGUGCUCAGCAGGUGUUCAACAUGGACGAGAUGGGAAGUUUUUGGAAGAAGAUGCCUGAUCGUACUUACAUUGCAAAAAAGUCUAUGCAUUUUAAGCUGGCUUGGCUGUCCUUGAGGCACAAGACUACGACGCGUCUAGAUUCACCAAUGUCGCAAGAGUUGUCAAUGAUGGGCUGAGUUGCAACAUAGAGUUUUAUGAAGAAGAUAGCAUCUGUCCAAGUUUCCUUUGGUUGGGUUUUCAUGAAGUUUGAAAGGUAACCAGAGCUGACCCGAUCAACAUCAUGAGCAAUGUCUCCGGAAAAGUCUCCUGAGAAGUCCCAUUCACCAUCCUCGCCUGCAUCACUAUCUUCCAAUGAAGCAUCUAUAUCUCUUACACAAGCAAGCCAGCAUCAGAACUCGAGGUUCACUAGGUGCUGAGGAGGUGUUGUAUGGACAGCGUCUAUUCAGGACCACGAGCACCAUGCCAACAGGUUCACUAGGCGCUGUGAGGAGGUGUUGCAUUGACAGCGUCUAUUCAGGACCACGAGCACCAUGCCAACAGGUUCACUGGGCGCUGUGAGGAGGUGUUGCAUUGACAGCGUCUAUUCAGGACCACGAGCACCAUGCCAACAGGUUCACUAGGCGCUGUGAGGAGGUGUUGCAUUGACAGCGUCUAUUCAGGACCACGAGCACCAUGCCAACAGGUUCACUAGGCGCUGUGAGGAGGUGUUGCAUUGACAGCGUCUAUUCAGGACCACGAGCACCAUGCCAACAGGUUCACUAGGCGCUGUGAGGAGGUGUUGCAUUGACAGCGUCUAUUGAGGACCACGAGCACCAUGCCAACAGGUUCACUAGGCGCUGUGAGGAGGUGUUGCAUUGACAGCGUCUAUUCAGGACCACGAGCACCAUGCCAACAGGUUCACUAGGCGCUGUGAGGAGGUGUUGCAUUGACAGCGUCUAUUCAGGACCACGAGCACCAUGGCAACAGGUUCACUUGGCGCUGUGAGGAGGUGUUGUAUGGACAGCGUCUAUUCAGGACCACGAGCACCAUGCCAACAGGUUCACUAGGUGCUGAGGAGGUGUUGUAUGGACAGCAUCUAUUCAGGACAACGAGCACCAUGCCAACAGGUUCACUAGGCGCUGUGAGGAGGUGUUGCAUUGACAGCGUCUAUUCAGGACCACGAGCACCAUGCCAACAGGUUCACUGGGCGCUGUGAGGAGGUGUUGUAUGGACAGCGUCUAUUCAGGACCACGAGCAACAUGCCAACAGGUUCACUAGGCGCUGUGAGGAGGUGUUGCAUUGACAGCGUCUAUUCAGGACCACGAGCACCAUGCCAACAGGUUCACUUGGCGCUGUGAGGAGGUGUUGUAUGGACAGCGUCUAUUCAGGACCACGAGCACCAUGCCAACAGGUUCACUAGGUGCUGAGGAGGUGUUGUAUGGACAGCGUCUAUUCAGGACAACGAGCACCAUGCCAACAGGUUCACUGGGCGCUGUGAGGAGGUGUUGUAUGGACAGCGUCUAUUCAGGACCACGAGCAACAUGCCAACAGGUUCACUAGGCGCUGUGAGGAGGUGUUGCAUUGACAGCGUCUAUUCAGGACCACGAGCACCAUGCCAACAGGUUCACUGGGCGCUGUGAGGAGGUGUUGUAUGGACAGCGUCUAUUCAGGACCACGAGCAACAUGCCAACAGGUUCACUAGGCGCUGUGAGGAGGUGUUGCAUUGACAGCGUCUAUUCAGGACCACGAGCACCAUGCCAACAGGUUCACUAGGCGCUGUGAGGAGGUGUUGCAUUGACAGCGUCUAUUCAGGACCACGAGCACCAUGCCAACAGGUUCACUGGGCGCUGUGAGGAGGUGUUGCAUUGACAGCGUCUAUUCAGGACCACGAGCACCAUGCCAACAGGUUCACUAGGCGCUGUGAGGAGGUGUUGCAUUGACAGCGUCUAUUCAGGACCACAAGCACCAUGCCAACAGGUUCACUAGGCGCUGUGAGGAGGUGUUGCAUUGACAGCGUGUAUUCAGGACCACGAGCACCAUGCCAACAGGUUCACUGGGCGCUGUGAGGAGGUGUUGCAUUGACAGCGUCUAUUCAGGACCACGAGCACCAUGCCAACAGGUUCACUAGGCGCUGUGAGGAGGUCUUGUACGGACAGCGUCAAAUCAGGCCCAAGACCACGAGCACCAUGCCAACAGGUGCACUCACAGUGACUUGUGCCAGCACCAGGGCCAAAAUAGCUGGUGGAUUUCCCCUGGCAUGUUACCAAGUCAGAACAGAGCCAUGCUACGAUUGCCUCACCAGACAUUCCUUGACUGUGCAUCGGUUUAGCUCCAGAGAUCUGCACAACAUUUCUCCACAAAUUUAAAGACUCCAGCUCGCAUCACGAGAUAAGGGCUCCCAUUUUGUGCGUUGAAUCCAGCUUCGUGAGGUUCGACCGUGUUCUGAAGAAGAGAGAUCAUUUCUGUCGUCCUUGGCCAAUCUGGCGUGGCUGGGUUGGGACCAGGGGAACCCUGUUGCUGUGCCCUUUGCACCCUCCCAGUGUGCUUGCGUGGCAUCUGCCACUUGUUAUCUUUCACUUGAUGAACAGCAUGGGCUGUUACUCUGAAGCAAUCGACGUUUAACCUCUCCAGCGUUAUGAUUAGCUUCCAGCCGCACAAUAGAACUCGAGCUUUGGGGGUUACGGCAGUUGCUCUAAUUGCAUGAGUCGUAAUUAUGUAAAAGUAUUUUGAAAGGGCGCUUGGGACGAUGCCAGCACCAAGAUUGGAAGGGGUGGCAGUGCGAGCGUCGAGCGUAUGGCACGACAUGGUGUGAACGUGUUGCAAUCCACAUCAGUUGCUGAUUUUACUCGUCGUGCUAAGCGACGCAUCGGUCCAAAAUGCCACGUUCGUGUAAGGUGUGCAUUGUAAAAGUGUUGCCGCACACCAGCUAAUGUUGUAACGAUGAUGAGUAAAAGGGAACGAGCAUACAAAAAAAACCUCACCACUUGUUAUCUAACACUGCCUGAUAACAGACUUUACAGGCAUUGUCUCACUCUUUGGUUCUUUCGGUAAAGUCACGUAGAAAGAAAAAAGAAAUUAAAUAAAAGCAUAUGACGUUUCGAUUGCAACACAAGCAAUCAUCAUCAGGUACAAACGAAAGAGAAAACAAACCUAGUAAACUUAGAAAUAUAGAGCAAUACAACACAGAGAGUCGGCCAACACAACAGUCAACAACCUACCUGGUUGACUACGUUCCUCCAAAGAUUGCUAAAUUUGUGAGAGAGACAAAACAGACACGAGGAGACACACAGACACAUAAGCAGAGAGAGACGCACAGUUUGGUUUCUAUCUCUCUCUCUGUGUGUCUCUGUGUCACAAUAAUAAUUUGUAUACCAGCUCUCUGGGCUGGUAUACAUAUUCGGAGACCUCAGUCAAAAUUACAAAGGCAUAAGGAGUACCAUUUUGAAGGUUUUGUCUCGUUAAAAAAAUAUAUGGCUCAUGAUAACUGUAACACGUAAGUUUGACACAUACACGAAUCUGAACCCUCGCUAUCCAUCCCAGUGUGGAUGAGCAAGUUCUUUCAUGUUAGCAUAACACCAUGGUAUAUGAGGAGCACAUAAGUGUACAAGUUAUUACGAUGAGAACUACACUGCUAUUUGGAUGAUUUACUGUGCCCAAAACAAGCCACUCGAUGACAUGGGCCCAGCAGUGUGGCCCAGCAGGAGUGCAUUUCCUGCUUGUUUCAGAAGUUCGCAGUUGGAAUUCAGCAGACCGCCCUGAUUAUUACCGCGGUGCGUACUAACUGUAAAAAAAUGCUUCGUGCCAUCUGCUUCGCGCACAGUGGACAAUAAAGAUUCCCGGGACAUCAUUUAAAACGAGGAGGCAAUUUUCCAGCAUUACGGGUCAAUGUUUUCCCAUUUGACAAAUUACACCGCAAAUUACUCAAUUUGGAUUAUACGUAGCAAUCGGCGCCUCCCUCCUGGCAGACUGAUAGUCCCUUACAGGCUGUUGCAAAUAUAAAUGCAAUAGAUGAUUAUGACUGUACAUAUACCCACAUCUUUAAAGCAUUUGAAAUGUAUGUUUGAUGUUGUGGCGCUGCAGCUGUUUGGCAUUCUCUUUGAGCGUUGGUGAUAUGUUUCUGGAUUAGUUCUAAUAAAUAUUCCAUGCGCUGGGAACAAG